Molecule: messenger RNA, 1615 nt
Organism: Rhodamnia argentea
Lineage: Eukaryota; Viridiplantae; Streptophyta; Magnoliopsida; Myrtales; Myrtaceae
Exons: 5
Coding region: 431-1345 (304 amino acids)
Source: RefSeq, a predicted model, not a curated record
CACAAGAAGCUUCCAGACCACGAGGCCAUUCUCGUCAUUUCGACACCGUAUUAAAAAAACAUUUAUCGGGCGACACGAAGAAGAAGGAGAGAACAAAGGAAAUUUUAAGGAAAAAUCGGUGCUUUUUUGUUGUUUUCUCCUCCGUCGUCCUCACACGCAACAGAACAGAGUGACCCUUUUGAGACUUGCGUUUGAAGAGAAAUAUCUCUCUCUCUCUCUCUCCUCCCGUUUCCCCUUCUUUUUCGUUUCUAUAGUUUUACUUAUACUAUCUCUGUUUGUGUGUGGGCUUCGACUUUCGAACACUGAAUUCUUCCGAUUGAAGUUCGUUGUGGGUAGCCGGCAGAAGGGUAAGAUAACGCAAUCGAAGACGGGAAUUGCAAGUCUUGCUGUGGGAACAGAGAGAGGGAGGGGCGAAAGAACAGAGCUUCAAAUGGAGAGGAGCACUCCCGUGAGGAAGCCCCACACUUCCACGGCGGAUCUACUGACUUGGUCCGAGACCCCGGCUCCGGACACGGCCCGACCGGGGUCCGGUUCUUCUCGCCCCAGUGCGCGUCCCCAUCAGCCGUCGGAUGGGAUCAGUAAGGUGGUGUUUGGAGGUCAGGUGACCGAUGAAGAAGCUGAGAGCUUGAACAAGAGGAAGCCGUGUUCGGGUUACAAAAUGAAGGAGAUAACUGGAAGUGGCAUCUUUUCAGGUAGUGGAGAAAAUGAUCCGUCAGAGUCUGGCGAUACUACUCCAAACAACAGAACAGGAAUCCGAAUGUACCAGCAAGCUCUUGCUGGAAUCAGUCACAUCUCCUUUGGUGAGGAAGAGAGUGUUUCUCAAAGAAAGCCAACUACUCUGCCUGAGGUUGCGAAACAACGCGAAUUGAGUGGGACGCUGGAAAGUGAGUCAGACGGGAUGUUGAAAAAGCAGAACUCCCAAGCUAAAACCAAAGAGCUUAGUGGGCAUGACAUAUUUGCACCUCCACCUGAAAUCUUGCCCAGGACAUUGGAUUCACGUUCACUUGCAAUGUAUCAAGACAUGGGAGAAUCUGCACAACAUAAUUUACGCACAUCUGUCAAAGUUUCUAAUCCCGCUGGAGGUCAGAGUAAUAUAAUGUCCACUGAAGAACCUGUGCUGAAGACGGCGAAGAAGAUCUAUGACAAGAAAUUCUCUGAACUUUCAGGAAACAACAUCUUCGAGGGUGACGUGCCUCCAUCAUCUGCGGAGAAACCACUAAGUGUGGCGAAACUGCGCGAGAUAAGUGGCAACGACAUUUUCGCUGAUGGUAAGGUAGAAUCUCGGGACUACCUGGGCGGCGUGCGCAAACCGCCUGGCGGCGAGAGCAGCAUCACAUUGGUUUGAUAAGAAACAUCGCAGACCAACUAUUUCACGUGAUAGUCUUGUGUCUGGAUUUUCGUUUCCUUCUCACUGUGAACAUGUUCUGGUAUUACGCUCCUUUCAUUGAGUUCAUCGAGGAAUACGGCAAACCUUGUCCAGUAUUUAACAUGAUUGGCUAGAGAUGUGAGCAAUGUGCUAAUUGGUGUUAUGUGUUCAUACUUGCGUCUGGUUUAGCGAUUGUCCUAAUUUUCUGCAAGUUCAUCUACCGCAAUGGAUGGUUGUGUUUUUCUGUUC